CAACCACCCCUGUCAUAGAUACCACAACCACUAAAGCUCCUACAACAACACCUAAACCACCAACUACAACAGAAGCCACAACUCCAAUGACAACCACAUCACCAACAACCCAUGAAUCGGUUGUCACUGGUCCUCCAAUAACACCAGAACAUCAAGUCAGUUCAAUACCAACCACAACUGGGUCACCAACCCCUCCACCAAUCACUUGUCCUGAGUGGGACAAAGUGCAAAAUGAAACUUUCUGGCUCUGCAACUGCACUUUGGCCAGAUGCAUUGAAAACAACACCAUUGAGAUAAUUCCGUAUGAAUGCCCAGAGCCUGAGCCAAUCACAUGUACCAAUGGCAAGAAACCAGUGCUACAAUGGGAUGAGUUCUACUGCUGCCAACGAUUCGUGUGUGACUGCGUCUGUGAGGGUUGGGGAGACCCCCAUUACAUCACCUUCGACGGGCUCUUCUACAGCUUCCAAGGGAACUGUACCUAUGUGCUGAUGGAGGAGAUGUUGCCGCGUCACCACUUCAAGAUCUACAUCGACAACGUCAACUGUGAUCCCACCGAGGACGUGUCUUGUCCUCGAUCCAUCAUCGUGUCCUACCGCUCAACAGUUAUAACACUGAAGAAUCACAACCUCAUUGGAGCUGCUCAGUUGGAGGCUCUUAUUGAUGGAGUUUCCCUGAGACUACCCUUCACGCGGCACGGUGUGAAGGUGAUGAACUCUGGUAUCAACAUGGUCUUGGAGAUAGCACACCUCCAGGUGGUAGUUACCUUUGGAGUCACUGGCUUCAGCGUCAACCUUCCUUGGCAACACUUUGGCAACAAUACACAGGGUCAUUGUGGAACAUGUAGCAACAACCAGGCUGAUGACUGCAUGUUGCCUGGAGGUCAGCUGGUGGAGAACUGUGCUCUGAUGGCAGACUACUGGCCAGCCAAGGACCUCUACCAACCUGACUGCCAUGUGCCACCUGGAAUCCCCACCAACUCUCCUCUCCCUGAACCCACACAGAAGCCAUGCAAGCCAGACUCCUCUAUCUGUGAUCUCCUGAAAGACAGCAUUUUUGCAGCCUGUCAUCCAUUUGUCUCACCUGACAACUUCUACAAGGGCUGUGUCUAUGACAGCUGUCACGUGUCCAACCCAGCGGUGGAGUGCACCAGUCUGCAGACAUACGCUGCUGCCUGUGCCCAGUUCGGAGUAUGCAUCUACUGGAGAAACCACACCGAGCUCUGUGCCAGCGACUGUCCAGCUGACAAAGUCUACAAGCCCUGCGGUCCUGCAGAACAGCCAACCUGUGAUGACAAUCCAGACGAGUCUAGGAUGAACUUCACCACAGAAGGCUGCUUCUGUCCUGAUGGGAUGAAACUCUACAACAAGGACUCAGGGAUCUGUGUUGAUAAGUGUGGAUGCAUUGACCCUGAAGGAGUUCCGCGAGAGUUCAACGAGAGGUUUGAGUACAAGUGCCAGGAUUGCGUUUGUUUGGAAUCCACCAAGACUGUGAACUGUAAACCCAAGGUCUGCUCCAAACCACCAGUAGAGAUAUGCACUGGACCAGGCUUUGUAUAUGUCAACCAAACCGAUCCAUCCGAUCCAUGCUGCUCCAACCUCGCCUGCCGUUGUGACAGCAGCACUUGCCCACCUACCAACAUGAACUGUCCUAUUGGGUUCGUGCCAGUGGUUUCAGUCCCUGAGGGGAAAUGCUGUCCAGAACACACAUGUGAGCCUAAAAGAGUUUGUCUUCACAAAGGCGUUGAAUACCUGCCCAAUUCUAAAGUACCGAGAUCAGAGUGCCAGGAGUGCACCUGCACCAACAAAGUGGACCCCAAGUCUGGUCUUUACCAAAUUGACUGUGGAUUCAUGCAAUGUGACGAAGAUUGUGAAAAGGGAUAUGAGUACCAGGAGCCAGACUACUCCUCAGAUGACUGCUGUGGUAAAUGUGUUCAGACCCACUGUGUCCUCCAGAUCAAUGGGACCAUGCAGUUGUUGAAGCAUGGAGAUACAUGGUCUGCUCCUGGUGACAAGUGCCAGCAGUACAGCUGUGUGAAAAACGGUGAUAGUUAUCUGACCCAGAGCUCCAACAUCCAUUGCCCACCCUUCCAGCAGGCCAACUGCCAGCCUGGUUCAAUUCAGACCGCUGCAAACGGCUGCUGUAGAAUUUGUGUGGAGAAGGACAAGGCCUGUAAGGUAGGAUCCAUGAAGAGUUUCAUCAACCACAAGAGCUGCCAGUCUGUUGAGGAGGUGGAGAUGCCGUACUGUGAGGGAUCCUGCAACACCUUCACCAAGUACUCUGCCAUGGCUGCGUCUCUGGACCACUCCUGUGCCUGUUGCCAGGAGUCCCGGUCCAGUAACCGCACGGUGGACCUACGGUGUCUGAAUGGAGAUGUGGUGCCCUACACCUACCUACACGUGGAAGAGUGUAGCUGCAGACACAGCGACUGCAACAGAGCCAUUAGGGUGCCUGCCCGCAGGACACGCAGCAACACGCUGGUGUAAAUGGGAUCUGUACUAAUACAGAUGGGAAUGGUCCAGCACCAAUCCACUCGCUGCUUACUAAGGAACACCCUGCUACCCUGCUUCACAUGGCUGUUAUUUAUCUAAUCGCUUUGAUUUAUAUGUCAAAUGUAGAUUAAAUCAUAUUUAAAAUGUAGAAAUGUAUGCUUAAUUAUCUUAUUAAAAUGCAACCUUCAAAUA
This is a messenger RNA of Oncorhynchus nerka (sockeye salmon), 2681 nucleotides long. RefSeq names its product intestinal mucin-like protein. The transcript is spliced from 18 exons. Gene Ontology annotation, molecular function: protein binding. Bases 87 to 2483 code for a protein of 798 amino acids. NCBI's taxonomy places the organism in Eukaryota, Metazoa, Chordata, Actinopteri, Salmoniformes, Salmonidae. The record is from RefSeq and is a predicted model, not a curated record. Gene Ontology annotation, cellular component: extracellular matrix.